ACCACUCGUCGUUUCGUCGUCACUUCGCCAUUAUUGUGUGCGUGUAGAACAACGCGCAGUUAGUCCAUCCUCUAGCAGCUAGCAGCAGCAGAGCGAAUAUCGCGUUUUUUCCUUUCGUUUUCCUUUGUACCUCCGCUGCUCGUUUCGUGUGUGAUUUUUCUACAGCUCAAUACGCGGAGCGGAGACUCUGGACUGCGAAUCAAGAAGUAGUUAGCCACCAUCAUCAGCAAAUAAAAUUAAGGCAGGCGAUCAAAAAAAAUCAUUCCGCAAGCAACGGAGUAUAACCUGGAAAUCGAAGGAACGGAAUUUCACCUGGGCAAGGAGGAGGAUUCGCGAUUCCGACCUAGUUGUGUCUAGUGGAAAGUUUCUGGGGAUUGUGUCGUGUUACUCAAGAAGAACAGCAGGAGGAGGUGGCGAGAAAGAUUUGCUGCUCGAAUUGGAUAUUAGUAUACAAAAAUAGCCGUAACUCGGUUCGGCGUGGAAAAUGGAUUGUCCCCACAUAGGUGAUAAUGUAGCCCUCCGGAAGGACGCAGUCCGAAACCUGAAGAUGGCCGUUUGUGUACCUCCGAGUGCGGCGACGGUUCCACCAGAAACAGGAACACCUCCAGCAACUUCUCCAGUGGCAAUUUCGAAAUUGUGGAAAUGUGCAGAAUGUUCCGGCAAAGACAACUGGAUGUGUCUGCAGUGUGGAUCAGUGCGAUGUGGGCGAUACGAAAGCGGGCACGCUUUAAAGCACUCUGCGAAACAGAAUCACAACAUUUGCAUCAACACAGUCAAUUUGUCGGUUUACUGCUACAAAUGCGAUGAAUUCGUUGUGAAUGACACACCGGAAAACACGCUAGAGGAGAUUCGUCAGGAGCUGAAGGACGGCGAUGGCGACACCGUAUCGGAGACUUCAUCCACGAUGGAGGAGAUCAGUUCGUCCAAGUCGGGCCAGGAAACGGCCAGCAGCACUUCGUCGUCCAGUGAUUCCGGUUGGGAGGAGCCUUCGACGGUUUCGUCAGUAUCGUCCUCCACCACCACCAGCAACAGCAGUUCUGUGUCGUCGUCGAGUGUCCGAAAGUUGCGACCCCGCAAGCGAACGAUCUCCAGCGACAGUAACAACGAAAACGGCACGGCCGGUGCUGGUGGAGGCGGAACAGCCAAGCGAAAGUCGAUGCGACGAGUCGUGGGUCUGCGGAAUCUGGGGAACACAUGUUUCAUGAAUUCAGUAUUACAGUCGCUGAGUAACAUCCAGGAGUUUAGUGGAUACUUCAACACAAUGCCCUCGCUGGAGACGGGCAAACACAAACACAAGGCGUACCAGUCGCGCAGUAUGAAAGAGAACCUAGACGACGUAUUCGUGGUGGAGGAGCUGCGGAAGGUUCUAUUGAAUCUCAGUCAGGGUGGGGAUGGCUCGAAGGGAGCAAUCUCGCCAGAAUGCUUAUUCCUGGUGAUCUGGAAGGUAGUGCCCCAGUUCCGGGGCCAUCGUCAGCAUGAUGCACACGAGUUUCUGCGCUAUAUGCUGGAUCGAUUACAUACCGAGCUACAGCAGGUAUCAUUCCCAGUAGAGAUAUCCAGCCCAUCGGCGCAGAAGGCUAGUGAAACGAAAAGUAAUCCUUACAAUAUUCCGGCACUCAGUCACUUGCAGUCCAAGGGGCGAAACUCUAUCGUGACCAAUGUUUUCGGUGGUAUACUACAGAGUGAAGUCCGAUGCCUAAUCUGUGGCAUGGAAAGCAAAAAGCACGAUCCUUUCCUGGAUUUAUCGCUGGACAUUCCAGAGAAGUUUUACAACAAAGAUCCCCCGGAGAGUGGGGAAAAGGACAAGGAGGGGAACCCCCCGGUGUGCAACAUUUCCGACUGUUUAGCCAGUUUCACAGAAGUGGAGGAACUCACAGAAACAGAGUUGUACUACUGCAGUUCGUGUAAGUGCAAGCAAAAGUCCACCAAACGUUUUUGGAUCCGCCGAUUGCCCAACGUGUUAUGUUUGCACAUUAAACGCUUCAGAUGGAAUAACUUCUACAGAACCAAAAUUGAUUUGCGAAUAUCGUUUCCGAUCAAUGCACUGGAUAUGUCGCAGUUCGUACUAAACAAUGGUCCGGAAACGAGACGCUCGAAUUCCAGCUGUAACAUUUACGACCUGGCGGCCGUUAUUGUGCAUCAUGGAAACGGUUCCAGCUGCGGUCACUACACCUCGUACGCGAUCAACAAUGGAGUGUGGAUGCACUUCAACGAUCACUCGGUGAAAGAGGUCAGCAGCAGCGCAGUGGCCGAGUGCAAACCGUACAUUCUGUUCUACAUCAAACGGGAUCCAACCAACACCAGCCGGCUGCUGACAACGCCUUCGACGACGACAUGUGGGGCACCGACGGCGACCGCGUCUUGAGAUUAAGUUAUUCUUCUUUUAAGACUGAUUAAUAUAGAAAGAAAAAGCGCAUAGCAAAAGGAAAACCAACAUAAUUGAGAAGCAUGCCUGGAUGCCACGAUAACAUCUAAACAUCAAUGAGUUGGGUUGGCAGAGAAUGUUCUCACCAUGUUGCAUGUCUGGUCUGCAGAAUUCUGGUUCCAAUUCGAAUUGUGGGGUUCCCUGUUUUCUGUCCGAAAACUGAAACGAAUAAAAAUCGCCAAACAAAGCCGAGAAAAGUAAAGAUGGUCAUAUUACUAGCAAAAAUUUUAGCCAACAAAACCGCAAAUGUCAAUGCAGAUGUUCAAAUCUAGUAGUAAAUUACCAAAACUGAUGGAAUGCCCUACCGAAUCAUUUCUUGGUUUUUGGCCCAUCGUUGGCUUGGUUUUCGUUGGACCGCCAAUACGUUAGUCUCCACCACCCCACGCACCCAAACAGAAUUUUAAAUUGUGAUAGUUUGAAGCAUUUUAGCAUCCUACUUACUCGUUUCCAAAGCACAGGCCACCCAUCCAAGUUGGUGAUCGAGUGUUCAGCGUAUGUGUUUCCUUUUCAUGCCCCUGCUGUAGAAAUUGUGAUUACGAGAGGAAACUUUUCGUCAGAUUCCAGAGUUUUUUUUUCUUUCAUUUAAAAUAGUUUCUUUUUUGCAUCAAUCUAGAGAUUCUCAAAGAGGCCGCUGCGUUUUUGUGAUUUUUUUUUAAAUAUCUAGCUUUAGAUUAUGUGUACUAUUUUGUCUUUAUUUUAGAUAGUGUUCCCAAUUCCCAGUCCAGUUUGCAACUUUUAUUAUUGCUGGCUCAAUGCAAUGUUAAUUUUAUGCUGUGAACAAAUUGAGAAUGAAAACUGUGUCCUAGCGAUGUCUUUAUUUUGAAAUAAAUUCCGCAAAAAAUAAUCCAA
Molecule: messenger RNA, 3274 nt
Organism: Aedes aegypti (yellow fever mosquito)
Lineage: Eukaryota; Metazoa; Arthropoda; Insecta; Diptera; Culicidae
Product: ubiquitin carboxyl-terminal hydrolase 3
Exons: 7
Coding region: 485-2365 (626 amino acids)
Biological process (GO): protein deubiquitination
Cellular component (GO): cytoplasm
Molecular function (GO): zinc ion binding; cysteine-type deubiquitinase activity
Source: RefSeq, a predicted model, not a curated record